Molecule: messenger RNA, 2019 nt
Organism: Maylandia zebra (zebra mbuna)
Lineage: Eukaryota; Metazoa; Chordata; Actinopteri; Cichliformes; Cichlidae
Product: platelet-activating factor receptor-like
Biological process (GO): G protein-coupled receptor signaling pathway; chemotaxis
Cellular component (GO): membrane
Molecular function (GO): G protein-coupled purinergic nucleotide receptor activity; platelet activating factor receptor activity
Source: RefSeq, a predicted model, not a curated record
CAUGCUAUUGCUGAACUGCAGCUGUAAAUUCAUUAAUCAACAGAAGAAGCAGACGACAAGGAUGACUCAAUCAGUUACUAUGACAACGAUGAGUAGUGUGGAGUCCACAACCAUUAAUUCCACUGAGAGUCCGUUCCUGGACUCUCAGUUUCGUUAUGUGUUCAUCCCGGUUUUCUACAUCAUCUUCUUCAUCCUGGGCUUCAUCUCUAACCUCUACGUGCUGUUUGUCCUGCGCUGCCUUCGUCAAUUCAAGGCCAUGGGAGAAAUUCACAUUUAUAUGACCAACUUGACCAUUGCUGAUCUUCUGUUUGUGUGUGCUCUUCCCUUUUGGAUUGACUAUUAUAUCCAUGAGGGAGACUGGGUUUAUGGAGACGUCAUGUGCCGGGUGACAGGCACCUUCUUUUUCAUCAACACCUACGGCACCAUCCUCUUCCUUUCAGCCAUCAGCAUCAACAGAUGCUGGGCGGUGACUCGGCCUCUAGACGCAGCCUCGUCAAACCGCAGAAUUCGUGGAAUCAUUGUUUGUAUUUGUAUCUGGGUGUUUGUUCUGACGAUUUCUGUUCCUUUUCUGGUGAGUCCAGGGAUCAACGUGCACCGUAAAAACAACACUGACAUACGUCGCUGUUUUGAGGGAUACCAGGGUGGAACUAAUGACAAGAAGAAAAAAGUGGCUGUCACUCAUUUUCUAAUAAUUGGAUUGUUUUUUGUUGUCUUUUUACUCAUUGUGAUAUGCAAUGUCCUUAUUGCUCGAAUUUUAGUUUGUAAAAAUUCUCCUCAGUCAGAAAGUCAGUCUUCAGGAACACAGUCUAAAAAGCUCACUGUGACAUCCAUAUUUAAAUGGCCCACAGGGGUGAAACGGAGGGCUCUCCAGAUGUUGCUGGCAGUGGUGGGAGUGUUUGUUCUGUGUUUCCUGCCACACCACAUAGUUCAAGGCCCCUGGGCUCUGGCAGUGCUGGAGAUCGAAGACGGCUUCGGCCACGUGAAGUACAGCGAGACCACUCGUCAGUUGCUGAGCGACGCUCAUCAGAUCACCCUGGUUCUUAUGGGCCUCAACUGCAUUUUGGAUCCUGUAGUUUAUUAUUUUGCCACAGGGAAGUUUAGAGGACUCAUCAAGGCCCACAUUACAAAAUUAAUCACAUUCACCCAAACUCGGAGCUACCACUUAAACCAGCCUGCAUCACCUGUUUGCACUCUGGUAGCAAAUCAGAGGCCUCAUAGGAAACCCACAACGGCUGGGGUGGAGGACCAAAGUCAACAUGGUAGGAGGAACUCAUUGGUUAUUUUAUAAAGUAUUUUCAAAAAUCUCACUGAUCCAGGAUUUUGAACCAAACCACAUCUCAGAUAAGAUUCUCUCCAUUUCAUGACAGAGAUGAAAUGGAGAGCAUGUCCACAUUAAAGGUUGGAGAGGCUUGUUAGCCUUAUUCUAGGAAUUAUACUCUGGAAUCAGGGAGAGGAGGAUAUAUGGUGUUGUGUGCUUGUACACGUGGAGUUAACCAUUUACCACAGAGGGAGGCUGGUGCUGCUUAAAUCUACAGUGAGUCAGAGCGGUGGUUCACGCAGUUCACAAUCCACUGUAUAGAGCCUUCUUGAAAGACUCCCCUACUGUGCUUUUAUUAGUCUCUGCCUCCAUCAUGUGGUUUAAAUGCAGUAUUGCUCACUUAUCUCAGUGGCUGUAAAGAAAGCAGUGUGAUCUUCAAACUGCACUAACAUCCCGUAAAGAUGUGGGAUCAUUCUGAGAGUCAACAUCCAAAGUUUUGAAGAAACAUGGAAACUAUUCCUGAAGAUUACUUAAAGAGUAUUUAAGGUGUAUUAAAGAAUAAUUGUGGUAUUGUAAAAUAUUAACUUUUGCUGUUGUUAGAAUUAUGGACACUCGUGUUUUGCCUUUUAUACUGUAUUUUCAUGCAUAUUUGCACAUACUUCAAUUAACCUCUGCCCUUGUCCAUCUUCUUUUUCAAAAUAUAAGGAAACAAGCUGUAGCUCAAGACUUUUUCACAGUGUUGUACAUAUUGACCUAUACCU